AUGCCUGGUCGGCAUCAAUCACCAACUGCACCCGCUCUGCCCCAACCCCUGCGUCGAUCACAAAGAACAGCGCCACCAACACCACGACAUCACUCAGCCCCACCCCACCGAUGGGAAGACGCCCGAAGUUUCAUCACCACCGGCGCCCUCACCUCCGACGAUGUGGACUCAGUCCUGUCACUGCGACCGCAUAUUAACCUCACGCAUCUGCCUGACCGGUCACUUUGCCUGCAGCACCAACCUACACUCGUCGCAUCCGCCCACGCACAUCCACUCAACGCAUGGGCCUACUCGUCCAUGUGCGUAUCCACGACAGCGGAAUUCGCCGCAGUCUUGACACACCAAGCGCACCCACCACGCCUAGCCCAAUUCACACCCCGCGGUCCAGCGCGCCCACCACCAGCGGCUCCACCACCGAAACUGACUCUGGCAGCAUCAAGGGCGCCAAGUUUUCUCAGUUGA
Spirometra erinaceieuropaei is the source of this 462-nucleotide messenger RNA. NCBI's taxonomy places the organism in Eukaryota, Metazoa, Platyhelminthes, Cestoda, Diphyllobothriidea, Diphyllobothriidae. The record is from the annotation of a GenBank genome assembly.